AUGAUUACACAUUUCAACAAUUCCACACCUUUCUCCUCCGUUCCUCGUCAAAACCAACCUCCUCCAAGUUCCAACCUUUCUCGCGUUUCAUUCACAGUUCGUUGCUUCCAGAUCGAAAGCUCUCUCCGUAGUGAUAAAUCCGAGUCACAGUCGCAUCAACAACAACAAUCGUCUCAGUCACCCACUAAGUUCUUCGUCAAUCCGGUUUCACGAGCAAUUAGGAAUCAGUCUCAAAAAGCUCUUUUUGAUUAUUUGCAUAAUACUAGAAGCUUUACUUUCACUGAUGCAGAGCAUAUAAGCAAGAACUCUCCUCAAUUUUUAUCGAAUCUGUUGUCUAAGAUCGAUGAUGAUAGCCAGAGAGAUGUCUCCAAGGCAUUGACUAAGUUCCUUAGAUACAAUCCGAUAAACGAAUUCGAACCGUUUUUCGAGAGUUUGGGUUUGUGCCCAUCUGAGUUUGAGCCGUUUCUUCCACAGAGACUAAUGUAUCUGAGUGAUGAUAGUAUCAUGCUUGAGAACUUCCAUGCUCUUUGCAACUAUGGGAUCCCUCGUGGCAAGAUUGGCCGUAUGUAUAAAGAAGCUAGAGAGAUUUUCAGAUACGAGCCUGGGAUGUUGGCGUCGAAGCUCAGAGGUUAUGAGGAUUUGGGGCUAAGAAAAGGUACAGUUAUCAAGUUAGUUACUAGUUGUCCAUUGCUGUUACUUGGUGGGGUUGAUGAGGACUUUGCUUGUGUGGUUGAUAAGCUGAAGUUGUUACCGGUAGGAUGUGAUUGGCUGGAGCGAGACUUGUCUGACAGGAAAACGUAUAGCUGGGGAAGGAUUCUGGAGACGAUGGAGUUUCUUGAGAAAGUUGGAUGUAAAGAGGAGAAGCUGAGUAGUGUUUUGAAAACGUAUCCGGGUUUGGUGAUUGAAGGAUCCGGUAAGAGGUUCUAUGUUAUGUUUGGGAGGUUGUUUAAAGUAGGGCUUCGAGUGGAUGAGAUUUAUAGGCUGUUUAUAGACAAUCCGGAGAUGUUGUCAGACAAAUGCGUUAAGAAUAUUGGGAAGGCGGUGGAUUUCUUGAUUGGUGUUAGAAUGGGAACGGAGUUUAUUAGAGAGAUUCUGCUGAGUCAUAUGGAGGUUAUAGGUUCUUGCUCUCUGCAAGCACCGAGAACUGUUUGUGUUGGUUUGAACGUUGGAGAAGACGAGCUACGUCAGAUGUUAAGGAAAGAGCCGAUGAGACUGUUUAGUUUUGUUUCUACGACGAAGAAGAAGAGGAAAAGCAAACUUCUCUCGGAGGAUUCUAGGAAAUACGCAGAGAAGACGGCGUUUUUGUUGAGGUUAGGGUAUGUGGAGAACUCUGACGAGAUGGUUAGGGCUCUGAAACAGUUUCGUGGGAGAGGAGAUCAGCUGCAGGAGAGGUUUGAUUGUCUUGUGAAAGCCGGUUUAAACCACAAUGUGGUUGCGGAGAUCAUCAAGCACGCUCCGAUUGUACUUAACCUGUCUAAAGAUGUCAUAGAGAGAAAGAUUUAUUCCUUGACGGAGCUUCUUGGCUAUCCGAUUGAAUCUCUGGUGAGUUUCCCUGCGUAUCUGUGUUACGAUAUGCAGAGAAUACAUAACAGAUUCUCGAUGUAUUUGUGGUUGAGGGAAAGAGAUGCAGCGAAGCCGAUGCUGUCACCGAGCACUAUUCUCACUUGCGGUGAUGCGAGGUUUGUCAAGUAUUUUGUUAAUGUCCACCCUCAAGGUCCAGCCAUUUGGGAAAGUAUAAACCGAUCUUCUACCUGA
Microthlaspi erraticum is the source of this 1755-nucleotide messenger RNA. NCBI's taxonomy places the organism in Eukaryota, Viridiplantae, Streptophyta, Magnoliopsida, Brassicales, Brassicaceae. The record is from the annotation of a GenBank genome assembly.